This is a messenger RNA of Rhizopus microsporus ATCC 52813, 1669 nucleotides long. Its product is annotated as beta-trefoil. The transcript has a single exon. NCBI's taxonomy places the organism in Eukaryota, Fungi, Mucoromycota, Mucoromycetes, Mucorales, Rhizopodaceae. The coding region runs from base 26 to 1630 and encodes 534 amino acids. Gene Ontology annotation, cellular component: nucleus. The record is from RefSeq and is a predicted model, not a curated record. Gene Ontology annotation, biological process: regulation of transcription by RNA polymerase II. Gene Ontology annotation, molecular function: DNA-binding transcription activator activity, RNA polymerase II-specific; RNA polymerase II cis-regulatory region sequence-specific DNA binding.
CUUUCUUUUUUUUCCUUUAUUAACCAUGAAUCAAGACGAGCCUUUAGAGACACAGAUCAUCACACAACAAAUAUUCGGAAGCAGUAAAAAGAUUCAGUUGAUUGGUUUAACCAAACAAUCAAGGCACCAUGACCAUCAAAAGGAUCAAAUGUCGAUUGAGUCUUUACUUUCUAUUCAUCCAAGACAGUCUCAGACAGCUUCAAGAAAUGACAUCACUAUUGAUAAUUUAUUAACCUAUGAUAUGAAGAGGUCAAGACAUGAUGAAGACCACAAUAAUAAUAACAGCAGAAAGAGAUUUAAAAAGAAAUCUAAACUUACUUGUUUAUAUGGUGCAGUGGCACAAAAAUCUUAUGGUUCAGAAAAGAGAUUUCUUUGUCCUCCACCUCUUGUACAGAUAAACUCUGAACAAAGACAAGACAUGCAACUGUCCAUGUCUAUUCUCUGUGAGGAUAAUGAUAUACUAGAGCAACGUACCUCUCUAGAUGAUAAUCAAAAUGGCAGUUUUCGCUAUUUACAUGUUACUGGAACAGCCAAGGCAAAGCACUUUAAGCUUCAGCUCAAUUUACUUCAAAACGAUACUUCAUACGCCACCUUUUUAUCGAAACCUAUCUCUAUCAUCUCAAAGCCAUCUAAAAAGACAGCCAAGACAUCGAGGAAUAUCUCUAGCUGCAUCUUGGCUAAUACACCCGUCUCACUUUUCAAUCGCAUCAAUUCUCAAACAGUACGCACCAAAUACAUGACGACAAGUGAUCACAGACUAUGCGCAAAGAAUUCGACCUGGUCACCCUUUGAUAUCAUCGUCUUACGCCAACCAAAGCAAGCGAAUGAAGUGGUUGUCACGAAGCCUUCUAAAUCACCACAUACCUCACGACUGCACCUUCAAAAGACCUCUGUCGCUCACUUAACCUAUGGCACCGAAAUCAUUCUUCGAGAAUCCAAGACGAACGUGUCGUCUCCUCCUCUUAUUCUCUGCAAGGUGGAUCGUGGUCGUAUUGCUUCAUCUGCUUGCGGUCCCGUCAGUCAGAUGCAAAAGAUUGCUCUCAGACUUGCUUCCUCCGAUAAUCUUUACCUUAGUGCGGCUGGUUCCGACACUCAGCAAGAUUCAAAUCACUCUUGGCUAGAUUAUGCGCCAUCGAAACGAUAUCAAGACAACAUUGAGUACAUGGAAGACCAUCUUUGCUGGACGAUUGUAGGCAUUCAUGUCCUUGAAGAAGAAUUUGAAGAUGUCCCAUCUUUGGUUACAACUCCAAUGCAGCCUAUGGCUCCUCCUUCUCCCCCUUCCCCACAACCCUCUCGAUUGAUCACACCUUAUCCUCUCAUCACUCACGUCGAAUACAUUCCAGAGUCCUAUACUCUCAACGUCAUCGGUCAACAUCUCUUUCAGGCUGCUCCUGUGCCUCGGUUACUAGAGCCCUGGAUAGGUACGCAUGGCCCUCUCGUAGCCACUGUCUUAAGGCCACCUCCUGCGCAUGCUCCUCAUGAGACCUACUGGUCUAUUCAAUUACCUCACCCUUCUUCUGAAUUUGCUCAUGAAGAAUUACCUCUGCUUCUCGUUCGUCAGGAUGGACUUGUGUAUCAUACAGGCAAAAUAUUAGUAUGUGAUCUCAACGGUCACUGGUCGUGUAAAUAAUAAUAAUAAUAAAUUCAUAUUUUCUCUUUUUUCUUCUCC